This is a messenger RNA of Saccostrea echinata, 3818 nucleotides long. Its product is annotated as coiled-coil domain-containing protein 33-like. Gene Ontology annotation, cellular component: peroxisome. The transcript is spliced from 24 exons. The record is from RefSeq and is a predicted model, not a curated record. NCBI's taxonomy places the organism in Eukaryota, Metazoa, Mollusca, Bivalvia, Ostreida, Ostreidae. The coding region runs from base 192 to 3347 and encodes 1051 amino acids.
GAAAUGCCGCCAAUCAAUAAGACAUGAUGAAUAUAAUCUUGGCAGUGCCAUUUAAAGAGACCAUCUCCCAAUGAUUUGUUCAGUCUGUGUUCACAGAUGCCUUUAAUAUGGAAAUAAGAUGACUUGUAGCAUUCCUUCAGAGAAUUGAUCAGGAAUGGAAAUACUGUUUACCUAAGGUAAUAACACAAGACAUGGAAUCACUGACUUCCCAUCUUCCUAAGGUGGAUGACAAGGCUUUAGAAUUCCAAGUGGACAUUCAGGAUGCACAGUUUAACCAUGAGGGUCGAUACUUCCUUAGGCUCUCCAUCCAGAGCCUACACACCAAGGACUACAGUGGGGUACAGGUACAGAAAGGUUACGGUGCUCCGUACACAAAUGAGAACGAGGCUGAAACUGACGUGGUAACACAGCAGGAGUCUGCAGUGCUGUCCAGAUUUCAGGACAAACAAUUUACCUUCCGGCUCCCUGUUGGAUUUUGUAAGAAUGACAAGAAUCAUGAUCUGUAUUUACUUGUGGAGGCCUUCAACCUUCCAAACAAUGGUGGCAUGGGGAAGAAAGUCGGAGAGGGAAAGUUUGCUAUCUACCCUCGGCCGAAUGCCCCGAAAAUCAAAGCCAAUGUGGAGCCUGGUGAAGAUUUCUACAACUACACUGAUGUAUUGUCUCUCUUAAGGACAGUCAGUACAGACAGUGUACAGAUGCAUUGUGGGAGAAUACGGAGUGUUUAUGCAUUGCGAGAAGUUGUUGCUCCCAAACCAAAAUCACCACUUAAAACACCACCUAAAAAAAUAAAAAAGAAACAAACUCCACCACCCUCCAGCCGACCAGUCCCAAAACCAAAACCACCCCCCUCACCAACGAGCUCCUGGGGUGGGGACAACAUAUCCAUUUUGCUUCCCUCCUCCCCACCCUACCCACCUCUGUCUGACAACAAAAGGGUUAAGGAGGAUCCUCUUGAGGACAAGGACAGACACACCUACCACACCGAGUCCUCGUACAGACACGUGUCAAAGCUGGGGGAGGAACAGAUCGAUGUCAUCUUCCACGGAGCCUCAAGUCUCCCCAACACAGAGUCUGGCACAACGCCUCAAGCUUUUAUCAUCUUGAAGAAAUCGGAUGAGGAUCAGAAAGGUUCUGUGACCCACACUUCUCUGAGACCUACAAGUUCCCCUUCUUGGGAGGAGAUGAUCAAAACUACCCUGGACUCAUCAGAAGCACGGGAUGAAUUCCUGGUGGUCUCAGUGGCUGACGGUCCAUCUAAACAGGAACUAGUGGACUACAAAAUCCCUGUCAACUCACUACAGCCAUUCCACCAAUAUCACCUGGAACUGGUCAAGCCAAAGAAGGGGGUGCCUAAUGGAGUUCGAGUGUUUGCCUCAAUAACCAGAAAACUGUCGAAACUCCCUAAAGAUGCUUCUUCUCCAAACUAUCUGGGACUAGAGGUUUUACUUCAAGCUGUCCAGAAACCACUACAGACCUCUAUGGGGCCCCUUAUUGCUGUGGCUAGGAUUGUCCCUGACUUCUACAAUUACAGAAGUAAUUACUUGAUCUCUAACCCUCGUGCUGCUGGGGUCACAAUGACAAGUGUCUCAUUUCCUUCACCCCACCCUGCCUCCUUCAGUGUUCCCCCAGGGACUAAACAUGGCUAUCCUCAGAUAAGUUUGCCAGGGAAGCCUGACGUACAGCCAGUGUGGAAUCACCCGUACCUGUUCUGUGACGAGAGAGACAAGGCCACUCUCUUCACCCCAUCAGCAGCUCUAGUUAUAGAGUACUACCACCAGGACACAGCCAUGACAGAUCAGUUCUGGAAGGUGAAGAGUCCUAUGGGGUUCUCAGCUUUACAGCUUGACAAAGAUUUGUACAAGGAGCUGAUAAAGGAGAAUGCAGUCAAAGGUCUGAGAGUAGAUAACCUACCUGUACAGGGUACAGACAUCGUAACAAUCGAGGGGACACAACCCACAGUUGGAGUAAUUUUAAAGCUCAUUACAAAUAGUGAACCGGAUGCCAUGGUGAGGGCAGACAAUCUGGAAUCCCUCCCUGCUCUGGAUUUGUUCCCUGAGCCGAGUGCUGGGUACUUCCGUACUGGAGAUGACGCUAAUGGUGUGAAAUCACCAGAAGUGUUAAAGGUUAACUUUGCUGACGAGACAUCGUGGGACUCGAUGGGAACUGAGAAACCGGAAUCUCCCCCGCAACAGCCCGGGUACUACUUACAGAAAGUAUACAAGAAACCCAUGUCUCCUAAUUGUUUGUUCCAAGUCUAUUCAUUAUCAGAUUUACAGCCUAUCAAAGAUGGGGAUCUUCCUCCCUAUGAAGCUAUGGAGUCCAUACUCCCAGAUUACCAGUACAUCUUUGUGGACCCAGACAACAAAUCUGGUCGCCCACCCCAGAGGCCACCAGCUGCCACCCAAUUGCCAGGGGCUACCUCUUCGAUGCCAGGAGGCCCCUCUACCAGUUACCAACCGGCAAAUCUGGACCAGACAUCCAUGAAUGUAUUGGACCACCAGAUGAAGGAACUGGAGAAUUAUCGGACUGCUGUCCACAAAAUGGGUCAAGAUAUCCUCGCCCUGAGACAGCAGAUCCGAGAGCUGGAGGCAAAUAACAGUCAGCUCCGACGAGAUCUGGCUAAUUACAAUGAUGCUGGUAAACUGAUGAUUGAAUCAGCGGAACUAGACAAUCUCACAAAACCAGAGGUCAUGUCCAGAUAUGCUGCACUAAAACAAACACUGCAGUCAAACUCUGGUGACAUACAAGCCUACAAAGACAAGGUUCAGAAACUACAAAACGAACUCAUCAAGAAAAAUGACCAGGAAAAGAGAUACAUAAAGAUUGCUCAGAACUACAAACAACAGAAUGAGGUGAUCACCAAACUCCAGGAAAAACUGAAGAAGAUGAGGACGGUGGAGGAGGCGUGUAAAAAACAGGAGAAGGUCAUAGAGAAGAUGGAGAAGAUUCUAGAAAAGCAACACAGAGACCGGGGCAAAAAGUCAACAGAUGCUGCCCAAGAAGCCAAUGAAGCCUUGUUAGAGGAGAACAAGAGACUACGACAACAGGCUGAUGACUUACGGGAUCAGCUGAGAUUAAGUAAUAAAGGAUCAUCAACAUCUGAAACAGAUAAACUGGAACUCUAUCAGGCUCUGGAGAAAGCCGAGGCUAGGAUACAGUCUCUGGAAACCCAGCUUUUAGAGAAUUCUAGAAGUUGGGGUAAAGAGAGAGCAGAUAUGUUGUUAAAGUUAAAUGAAGCGGAACACGGGUUUGGACGUUCAGCGGGCAUGGUUCUACAUGAUUACCCAGUCUAUAAUGAUAAACUCGCCCGUAACAGUCCUCGGCGAUUGUCUCCCCUGUACCGCUGAUACAACUCAUGAACCCCCUUCUGGUGCUUUCAAUAUGGCUGCCAACUGGAGCUGAACAGACUAUAAAUGUCACCUUUAUUUAUUAGUUACAUCACGCCACUCAAGAAGAGAUCUAAAGUUGCUGCCUCUUGUGAAUGCAUGAAUUGUACAACUGUGUUAAAAUGAUAUUGUCAACUGAAUGAUUUACUGCUUAUACCCUGGAGUGAUGCUGAAUCGUCUUUUUCUUCACAUUCUUAAUCACAUUUUAUAUUAAAGGUAACUAAGGGGUAAUGUGCUUAUUCUCAUUAUGUAUCGGACUUUCAUACAUAUUCCUGGAUUGUUCUCGACUGUGGUAGCAGGAACCACUGUAAACCAUGGCUCAUUGUUCAUCAUCGUUGUACAAUAAUUCUUAUAUUGUUAUCAGUUUCAUAUAAUUAUGUAUUGUUAGAGAUUAUGCAUUUUGUUGGAAAUAAAUUAUUUAUUAGUUGUAAA